GAAACAUCUUUGCAAAGGGUUGAAGUGUCUUCCUGAACUGUCAAUUUAUUAAUGAAGCAUGGCUUGUGUUGAACAAGACAAGCUGGGACAAGCAUUUGAGGAUGCUUUUGAGGUACUGAGGCAACAUUCAACUGGAGAUCUUCAGUACCCCCCAGAUUACAAAAAUUACCUGGCCUUCAUCAACCACUGUCAUGUCAGAGGGAAUUCCAGCUGCUGUGCUGUGCUGCCGGUAGAGGAACCUGUCUAUAACUGGAGAACAGUAAUAAACAGUGCUGCAGACCUCUAUUUUGAAGGAAAUAUUCAUCAAUCUCUGCAGAACAUCCCUGAAAACCAGCUAGUACAACCUGCUGUUCUCCAGCAAAAGGGAGGAAAAGGCAGGAAGAAGCUCCGACUGUUUGAAUAUCUUCAUGAAUCCUUGUAUAAUCCUGAGAUGGCAUCUUGUAUUCAGUGGGUAGAUAAAAACAGAGGCAUCUUUCAGUUCAUAUCAAAAAACAAAGAAAAACUUGCCCAACUUUGGGGAAAAAGAAAAGGCAACCGGAAGACGAUGACUUACCAGAAAAUGGCCAGAGCACUGAGGAAUUAUGGAAGAACUGGGGAAAUCACCAAAAUCCGGAGAAAGCUAACUUACCAAUUCAGUGAGGUCAUUCUCCAAAGACUCUCUCCAUCUUAUUUCUUGGAAAAAGAGAUCUUCUACUCACAGUAUGUUCAACCUGAUCAAGGAUAUCUCAGUUUAAAUAACUGGAAUGCAAAUUAUAAUUAUACAUAUGCCAAUUACCCUGAGCUAAGUCACCCUGAUUGCUAAAUAUACUCUUACAUUUCAUGAUUUCCUGGCAUCGGAAAUCCCUACAAAUUCCGGGAUUUUUUUUCUUAAAGCAAAUACUGAAGAGAAAAAAACCAGUUAACUUCAUUGUUGCUAUCUUUUAUUAAAUAGCAUAAUUUACACUAACUUGGUGAGAUAUUCUGCCAGUGAAAAAUGAUCAAGUCCCUUUUGAAAGUAUAGACUAAGUGUCUUCACUCUUGCUGUUGUCUAUGCAAUACUUUCUUCUAGAUUAACAAUGCCAGUAGAG
Equus quagga is the source of this 1067-nucleotide messenger RNA. RefSeq names its product Spi-C transcription factor (gene SPIC). Bases 59 to 802 code for a protein of 247 amino acids. Gene Ontology annotation, molecular function: DNA-binding transcription factor activity, RNA polymerase II-specific; sequence-specific DNA binding. Gene Ontology annotation, biological process: regulation of transcription by RNA polymerase II; cell differentiation. The transcript is spliced from 6 exons. NCBI's taxonomy places the organism in Eukaryota, Metazoa, Chordata, Mammalia, Perissodactyla, Equidae. The record is from RefSeq and is a predicted model, not a curated record. Gene Ontology annotation, cellular component: nucleus.